Messenger RNA from Dovyalis caffra, 243 nucleotides. The record is from the annotation of a GenBank genome assembly. NCBI's taxonomy places the organism in Eukaryota, Viridiplantae, Streptophyta, Magnoliopsida, Malpighiales, Salicaceae.
AUGGAGGUAAUCACUUAUAAUGACGAACAAGACAAAGAAGAUCUAAAUGAAAUUUCGGAGAAAACAAAAGUGCAAGCGAUAAGUACUGCUAGGGGGCUUGAUCGAUCGGCAUCGCAUGGUGGAAGGACAACACUGUUCAAUCAACCAACUUUCCACAACAAUACUCAAAAGAUCAAGAGGGCACGUAGACGUCACAAAUUCAUCUUCGUCUGCUCCACUCUCUCCUCCUCCUCCUCCUCAUAA